Messenger RNA from Formica exsecta, 1782 nucleotides. RefSeq lists its product as uncharacterized. The transcript is spliced from 7 exons. Lineage: Eukaryota; Metazoa; Arthropoda; Insecta; Hymenoptera; Formicidae. The coding region runs from base 192 to 1649 and encodes 485 amino acids. The record is from RefSeq and is a predicted model, not a curated record.
GACAUCUUCGUCACUCUUAUUGCUAAGAUCCAUCGUUUUCUCUCGCUCCAACUCCCGAAUGCGUCAGAAAAGCAGCCGUAUUGGUCGAGUCGGAGUUCGGAGUCAGUCGAGCCAGAUUUUAGUAUCGCGUCGACUACUGUGACGACUACGCAGAAUAUUAGAGCUCCACAAAGUUCGGAAACAAACAGAAAAUGUUUUCACGCACUAUGUUCAGCGUCCUUUUCGGGACGUUGCUGAUAAUUACCAUUGUUCCAGAUACGGCUUCUUAUAACAAAUAUGGAAGAAAUUGCAAUGACAUCGGUUGCCGUAGUGAUGAAACAUGCGUGAUGGCUGAGGAUCCUUGCACUGGCUAUUCCGACAAGUGCGGGCGAUAUCCGACCUGUCAGAGGAUAAGUGGAGCAAGUUGCACGACUAUGGUUUGUGGAGAGAAUGAAUAUUGUAAGAACGAAAAUGGUGCGCCAAAAUGUGUGAGGAAGUCCACAGGAUUAGAAAACGACGAAAUUGAGACACGAGCAAUUCCAAAACGAGAGACUGGUCAUCAAACAGAAGCUGAACCUUCAGAUACUUCUAGAAAUUCGGACGGUCAAUUGUAUCCUAAAUCUUCUGGAUAUCCGUCUGGCUCUGGAUAUCCCAGUAGUAGUGGUUACCCAAGUUCUGGCUCUUCCGAUUCUACAUCGACAAAUCAACCCCGCUCUGGUUACCCCUCCAGUGGAUCAUCCGGUUAUCCUUCUAGCGGAUCAUCCGGUUAUCCAUCCAGUGGAUCGUCUGGUUAUCCCUCCAGCGGCUCAUCCGGUUAUCCCUCCAGCGGCUCAUCCGGUUAUCCGUCCAGCGGCUCAUCUAGUUAUCCUUCCAGCGGCUCAUCCGGUUAUCCAUCCAGCGGAUCAUCCGGUUAUCCUUCCAGUGGCGCAUCCGGUUAUCCAUCCAGCGGAUCAUCCGGUUAUCCCUCCAGCAGAUCAUCCGGUUAUCCCUCCAGCGGAUCAUCCGGCUAUCCCUCCAGCGGAUCAUCCGGUUAUCCCUCCAGCAGAUCAUCCGGUUAUCCCUCCAGCGGAUCAUCCGGCUAUCCCUCCAGCGGAUCAUCCGGUUAUCCCUCCAGCAGAUCAUCCGGUUAUCCCUCCAGCGGAUCAUCCGGCUAUCCCUCCAGCGGAUCAUCCGGUUAUCCCUCCAGCAGAUCAUCCGGUUAUCCCUCCAGCGGAUCAUCAGGUUAUCCUUCAAGCGGACUUCCCGGUUACCCAUCGAGAGGCAGUUCUGGUUAUCCAACAAGAUCUGGAUAUCCAAGCAGUAAUAGCGAACAAACUGUUAGACGAACUGACGCUAGUACUGUAAAUGCUGCCUAUCCAAGCUAUCCAAGCUAUCCAUCAGUAUAUCCGGAAAGAAAUCCAUCUCGCAGUAAUUAUCCGUCUCAAAAUGCAGGAUAUCCUUCUUCAGGGUAUCCAGCAUAUAAUAAUCAACAACGUCCUCCGUAUGCAAAUCAAGGUUAUCCACAAAAUUAUCCACAAGGACGUUAUCAAGAAGGAUAUUAUCCAGGUCAAAAUUAUAUGACCACCACCAAACGUCCUGGUAUUCGAGAUCAACUGACGAAUUUAGCGCGAAACGUGGCAGAAAGGGUGCUAACGCAAACGAUAGUAGAUCGUGUCACUGGAAGACAUUAAUAAAGCUGAUAAUACUACAAUCUUAUUUUCUGUAAAAUCUGCAUAAGGAUGUUCCAAAAUAUAGCACUUUUUUGCCAUUAAAUUAUUGGAUAAUAGAUUGCUAUGAUUGUAAAAUAAAUGUAUGCCAAAUAUG